AUGCUUUCUUUUGCACUUGCAAUACUCCUAGUUUUCACCGGAAUUAUCUUAUUUUGGCAACGGUGGUCAACUCAUGUCCACCGUAAAAAACUACCACCAGGCCCCAUGCCCUUACCAAUCAUCGGAAGCCUCCACUUAUUAGGAAAUCUCCCACAUCGUGCCCUCCACAAGCUCUCCCAAAAGUAUGGUUCGAUCAUGUCCAUCCGCCUUGGGUCCAUCCAGUCUGUGAUAGUCUCUUCACCAGAAGCCGCCAAACUCUUCCUUGUAACCCAUGACGCCAUUUUUGCUUCUCGUCCCAAUACAGAAGCUGCAAAAUACCUAUCUUAUGGUAGCAAGGGAAUGACACUUACGGAAUAUGGACCAUACUGGCGUAGUGUGCGAAAGUUUUGUACGUUGGAACUGCUGAAUGUUAUGAAAGUUAAAUCUUUUGCAGGGAUGAGAAGGGAGGAAGUUAGGUUGAUGGUGGAGGAGAUGAAGGUUGCAUCAAUGGAGCGUAAGGUGGUGGAUUUAGAUGAGGCUGUAGGUGCGUUGGUUGAUGGAAUGACGUGUAGGAUGAUUUUUGGUAAGAAAAAUAAGGAUAGGUCGAUUUUCAAGGACGUACUUGAUGAGACAAUGGAACUAGCAGGUGCCUUCAAUUUGGCAGACUAUGUGAGAAUAUUAGCUCCGUUUGAUCUUCAGGGCUUAACUAAACGCUUUAAGUCGUUAGAAAAAGACAUUGAUGAAAUGCUUGAGACAUUGAUAAAUGAGCAUGAAGAACACGGUCUUGUCGAUUCUCAAAGGCAUGAUGAAAUGGAUUUCAUUGACAUAUUGAUGUCACUAAAACAACAAUAUUCAAAUACCCAUGAUGAGCUAUCCUAUACAAUCGAUAGGUCUAGCAUGAAGGCCAUUUUACUAGAAAUGGUAGCUGGGGCCCGUGACACUGUAAAAACUUCAAUUGAAUGGAUAUUAGCUGCACUUAUCAAACACCCUAGAGUAAUGAAGGAGCUCCAAAAAGAAUUGAAGACUGUGAUUGGAGACAAAAACGAGGUUGAAGAAACAGAUUUGGCAAAGCUAACUUAUUUGCACAUGGUAGUUAAGGAGACUUUUCGGCUUUAUCCUGUCUCUCCAUUAUUGAUUCCGCAUGAAUCUAUGGAGGAUGUCAUAGUUGAUGGCUACUAUAUACCAAAGAAGACUCGUGUUAUUAUAAAUUAUUGGGCAUUUGGACGUGACCCAAAACUUUGGUCUGAAAAUUGGGAGGAGUUUCUUCCAGAGAGGUUUCUUGCCAAAGAUAUUGAUUUUCGUGGGGCUGAUUGUCAGCUUAUACAAUUUGGCAUGGGAAGGAGAGGAUGUCCUGGAAUGAAUAUGGGGUUACUGAACAUUGGUUUAGUGAUUGCUAACAUUGUACAUUGCUUUGAAUGGGAACUACCAAAUGGAAUGUCACCAAGUGAUCUGGAUAUGAAUGAAAAGUUUGGUUUAACUAUUCCUCGUACUAAGCCUUUAUUAGCCAUUCCAAUAUGCCGCACUUGAGGAAGCUAGAAAGGCUUAGAGUUUGUCCAGGACAAUUUGGCAAUCAAAGAAUGAAACAAACUUUGGGGUUGCUUAAGUUUGAAUUGUUCAUUUAUGUGUUUACUAGGGG
Messenger RNA from Lactuca saligna, 1615 nucleotides. NCBI's taxonomy places the organism in Eukaryota, Viridiplantae, Streptophyta, Magnoliopsida, Asterales, Asteraceae. The record is from the annotation of a GenBank genome assembly.